AUCGCCGGUCGAAUCCAACGGCCAAUUCACAUCUUGCCGCCAUGUGUCCAGCAGCGGUUCCUCAAACAGAUGAGAAGCUCUGCUUGAAAAGCCUUGGAGAAUCUCUUCGAUGAGAAGGGUCAACUCAAGGUGGACCGGACCGCGCCCGGCUCGCGCGGCGAGUCACCGGGAGCGCUUGGUGCGAUCGACCUUGAAGGCUGCCUGGAGCAAGUUCGGUCUCGAGGAGGACCCCGAGAUCACCGAGUACAUGGUUGGCGUCGCAUGCACGCUGAUUGCAGAGGCAUCAACUUGUCAAGAAGCAGAGGCGGAGCUGUUGCAGAGCUUGGGGCCAAUCCUGCAGGCUCAGGAGCUCAAGGCGAAAUACGUGUCCGCACUUUGCAAAGCACUGGGACGAGCUGUGGCAGAUUCCAAAGAGGAGGACGUUGAAGAAGAUGAGGAGGAGGAGCUGCUGUGCCGAUGUAAAGAUUUGAUCCUCUUGUACUUGGGAAGCAGCCAACUCCUCCUCCAGGACACCACCUUUGAGCUUCGAAAGGGUCAUCGGUAUGGCAUUGUCGGAUCGAAUGGAACAGGCAAGACCACCCUGAUGGAGCGCAUCGCUGAUGGCGCCAUCGCGGAGCUGGCGAAUAGCAAGCUUCGUUUUGUACAUAUUCGACAUGAGGCUCUUGAAGAGAGGAGCGACGUGUCUCAGACGGCCUUGGACUACGCGUGGCAGGUGGUUGGCCAGGAUGCCCCUUUGCACGCAGCCCUGGACGAGGUGGGAUUCACCGACGAGCUCAGGAUGAAACCUGUUUGCGAGCUUUCAGGAGGUUGGCGUGUAAGGCUUUUGCUAGCGACAGCAGUCGCCCGUGCUGCAGAUGUGCUGCUCUUGGACGAGCCGACGAAUCACUUAGACUCGCAGGCAGUGUCCUGGCUGGUGAGCUACUUGAACCACCGCAAGUCCACUUCUGUGGUGGUUUCACAUGACGCGCUGUUCCUGGACCAAAUCUGCACCGACAUCAUCCACUUCGAUGAGUGUCAGCUGAAGUACUACCGCGGCAACUUCAGCGUCUUCCAGCAGCAGGCUCCACAGUUCCACCCAAGGGACUUGCUGAAGGUCCGCUCCGAGAGCCAGCCAGAAAUGGCGUCCGUGCGGAAGGCUGUCCCAACGCCCCAAGGAGGCUAUCGCAUGGCCUUGCCAGUGCCCGGAAAGGUAGAGGGCCUCACGAGCAUCAGGAAGCCUGUGUUGGAGCUGAAGGAUGUCUCUUUUAGGUACUUGAUGGCCAAAGAUUACACUCUCAAACAUGUGAGUGGCAAGGUCACCACCCAAAGCCGGAUCGCCAUCGUGGGGCCCAAUGGCUCUGGAAAGUCCACCCUCCUGUCGUUGAUUUGUGGGGAACUGAGGCCAUGCGCGGAUGAGACGGGCCAGGUCGGAGAAGUUCAGCAGCACAGGAGCCUUCGCCUGGCCUAUGUGGCGCAGUCCCACGCGUUCCAUUUAGCCGACUACGCCAAGUGCACGGCAGAGGAGUACAUCCAAGUGCGCUACCGCAAUGGCUAUGAUGAAGAGCUGCAAAAGAGGCUCUUGGCUCCGCCGGAUGACGCCGAGGCAACGCUCCUGCAGCGCUUGGGCGCGCGCUUCGGCAAGUAUGGCAAACAAGUGGAGGCUGUGGUCUCCAGACGGAAGCAGCGCAACGACUGGAGAUACGAGGUGAAGUGGCAAGACCUGGCGGAGAAGCAAAACACCUUCGAGUCGAUCGGCAAGUUGCGACAGCUAGGUGUGGAGAGGUUCGCCACCGCCCUGGAUGAACGCUUGGCCGUUGGGGUCGAUUCGGACGAUCGCCCGUUGACGCGCCGGGAAAUCCAGAGGCACUUGGAAGGUUUUGGCUUGUCGGAGGAUUUGUCCACAAAGCAACCCAUCAGCCAACUCUCUGGUGGUCAGAAGUCCAAGCUGCUCAUCGCCGCCGCUGCUUGGACCAAGCCGCACGUCCUGUGCCUGGACGAACCCACGAACUUCUUGGACUUCGAAACCGUGGAUGCUCUGAGCCGUGCGCUGCGGAGCUUCCGCGGGGGUGUCCUCCUGGUGAGCCACAACCAGGAGUUCUUAAGCUCGAUCUGCGAAGAGAGUUGGCAUCUUGAGGAUCAGCAGGUCCGUCAGGUUGCAAUGAAGAACCGAAAUGCGGACAUUGCGAGUCGCAGCGAGCUCCGGGUCUUGGAGCUCUUCGCUGGGCUGGGCGGCAUGCGCUGCGCGCUGGCGCAGGCGAAGCUUCCGGUGGAGGCGCGGCGGCGCGGCGGAACGCACGGAAUGCCACCAAGGGUUAAAAUCGUUGCAGCCAUCGACGUCUCCGAACUCUGCGAGAAGGCCUACUGCCACAAUUUUGGCCACGCCGAGUGGAAGAAGAAGACCAUUGAAUGCUUGAAGCUGCAAGAGGUGGAUGCCUUGGCAGCUGAUCUUUGGCUGAUGAGCCCACCUUGUCAACCCUUCACCAGGGCUGGGAAGAGGAAAGAUCAUGAGGAUGACCGGUCGCGAGGGCUGCUCCAUCUGAUCAGCCUCCUGCCUUUGAUGGAGAAUCCUCCACGGGCCAUUCUUUUGGAGAAUGUUGUUGGCUUUGAACGCUCCGAGUGCCGCCAGCGGCUCCUGGACACCUUGGCGCAGUUGGAGCAUUGGGAGCUGGCGGAGUUUGCGUUGGAUCCGGAAGAGUUUGGACUUCCCAACCGUCGCCCACGCUACUAUGGCCUCUUUCGUGCCAGCGAAGGGGCUCCGGGCCUAGGGCGCUUGCAAGUGAGUUUGCAAGACGGAGGAUGCUUUUGGCGGCCAGUGGCCACUGCCUUGGAGGCCGAAGCCCUCCUGCAAGGACGUGCUGGGCCCCUGACAGAGGUAACAGUCUUGGGAGACUUCCUUCAGGAUGCGGCCAGCGUGGCCAUGGAGGAAGAAGUGAUGGGAUGCUCCAUCGAAGUGCCACAAGAGGUGAUGCGAACACGCCAGCAGAAGGAGCAGCGCUAUGACAUCCACCUGCGCUCGGACCGUACCAGCGCCUGUUUGACCAAAGCCAAUGGGCGGCUCCCCUUUGGUCAUUCCCCACUUGUGCUGCAGAAUGAGGAGGAGGAGUGUGGCCUUCAACAGCGUCCCAAACUCUCUGCACAGGGCGACGGUGCCGGCAGCGCCACCGACCAUGACGAGCCUCCCGCUUCAGGUGGACAACCUUGGACUUCGCGGCGAAAGCCGGAGGCAGAAGCCAAGGUGCUGGUGGGAGGUAUUCUGCCUGGAGAUGUGAACGCGGCCGAGGUCUAUCCCCUUCCGGCUUGGACUGCAAACGACCUGCACAAUCUCAGGGAGGAGGGCCGACGAGUAGCCGAUGAAGAGAGACGGGCUAUGGGCGGUGGAGGCGGUGCCUUGGCAGCCGCCGGUGCAGCUGUUGCGCCGGCAGUUGUUGGUGGGGCCCCUGUGAGCACCAAGAUUGACCCCGUUGACGGCUAUGAGGCUGGAACCCUGGAAGUGCUGGCUGCAGAGACGAUAGGAUCCCACCAAUUUGGACAAGAAGUCACUGGUGUACCCAACCCCCUGGCCAAGGACAGCAAGAUUGUUCAUGUUGGGGCGGAUGGCAUCGGCAUUUUUGUUCAGUGUGUUGAUGGACAAGACUAUUUUAGUUUUUUGCAGAAGCCGGCCAAGUCAGAUCCAAGGGUGCUUCCAGUUGAGUUGAACCCCAUUGGACAACCAGAGAGGACCUUGAAGGAGGUUGCAUCCAUGGGCUUUAAGACAAAGGUGAGGUGGGAGUUGGCGGGUCCCCGCGCUAGCAAGUGGUGCGUCAACUACCUGGCCAUCGAGAACCUGGGUUUCGAAGGCCACCAUGAAAGACUACGACAAGUCACAAGGGCUGAUGCUAGCAGCUGGGGAAUCCAGGAACAUUUCCAGGUCAGCAUGGCCCUUCGCCAGGCCCUUCUCGCGGACCAGCUCGACUCCUACAAUUUGUUGAGCAUUGAGAUACAAUAUGAUACAAUUCACACCGAGAAGGAGGCAAACCUGGCAAAGAACCUGUGCAAGGCUCGGGAAGAGCGAGAGGCCCUUGAGGAGCUUCGGGUUGCUGAGGGGUACGAUGACUUGCCGACUUCGUGCCCCCUUGGAUCCUUCAAUCCUGACCUUGUCUCACUACCAUCUGAGGGUAUUAAUCCCGUGCCUUUGGAGAGCUUGCGGGGUGAGGGCGGGCAACAAGAGGUGGAGGAUUUCACCAUUCACCAGACGCUGGACAUAGCAGAAGCUCGCGAGCCGCAGGGCCAGUUGUACAUUGCCAGCGCUGACCUUCAGAAUGCUUUUUACACGAUGGCCAUGCCAAGUGCACUUCAAAAGUUUUUUGGGCUUCGCAAAGUGCAAGCUGGAGAGCUGGGGGUGUCUGGAAUUGCUGGCUCAGAGGUACAACCCGCCUCAUGGGUUUACCCUCGCAUUGCAGUCUCACGCUAUGUGGUGGUGCCAGAGGAUAAGCUGGGCAUACGAGAGCUGCUGCGACGGGGCCGUGCGAGUGGCCAGCAACUGGAACGCUUGAUCGGGCACAUGACCUUCGUCUCACUCUGUCGGCGAGAGUCCCUUUCAGUUCUUGGGGACUGUUACACCUUCAUCAAGCGCAACUAUACACACAGUACGAAUCUGUGGAAAAGUGUUCGCAAAGAGCUUUGGCAGUGGGAUGGUUUGGUUGUUGGACGAAAGCGCUGGCAGAGAGAGGAGACGAUGCCUGUAUACGAGGAAAUGUGGCGAGGCUUCGUGAAGUGGAGUGCAGGCCAGGUGAGACAGACCAUGACUUGGACUCAGCUGGACCGGCUUCGAGAUCUGGUGCUGCCGCUGAAGAAAAGCGGCAAGGCCUUCAAGGACUAUGCCAUUUUGCUUCACCCCCUAGAGGCGGAAGAUACAACAUUUGAUUUUGGGUUGGAUCCAGGUAUAUGGUACACCAAGCUGGCCGAGCCUUAUCCAAAUCGGUUGACCAAAGUUGUUGCCGUAGCCUUCAACAACACCGAGCUCUCUCAGCUUGCGAUGGCGUUUCAAAGCCAUUGGUGAGGUUUUUUCUGUGAGAGGCGGCUACACCAGAGGGCUCCAAGCAAAGUUGGGCAAGUUUAGGUGGAGGCGAGACUUGGUGGAAGGCUGCAGCUUUCAGCAUGUUUUCACUAGCGCUUAGAUGAGCACUGGCCUGAAGCGAAAAGAUGCGACAGAAUGCAUAUAUGUGGUUGAUGUGUCUCAGGUGUUGUAGUGAUACAAUGUCAAACAAGCAACCACGUGUCAAAUAUCCACUGCUCUGAGGUGUCACAUGAGUGUGCGGUAGUGGGAAAACCACGGCCUUGACUCCGUUUUCAUCAUAUCCAGCCAAACGCAUUAACUACCUAAAUCCUGACAAGAACCAGAUACUUGGCCCAGCCCCACAAUCACGCAAGGAACACGGAAUGUUUGUUGGAGGGAGGGUGUCUUUGCACCCUGGAUGUCCCCUGUCCUUUUCAGGGCCAUAUUCGUGCCACUUCUU
Molecule: messenger RNA, 5474 nt
Organism: Durusdinium trenchii
Lineage: Eukaryota; Dinophyceae; Suessiales; Symbiodiniaceae
Source: the annotation of a GenBank genome assembly